AUGGCAGCUUUCUUGCCGCUGUUGGACACCACGGACGAUGCCCUGCUGGGGGCACUUUCUCGUCUAGGGCCGCUCAUAGUGCCAUCUCUCUCCUCAGCACCCCUUCCUGAUCUCCCCCAUAUCUAUGUCCUCACGGACCACGACUCUUCAUUCAAUCUGGACGAGAUCGUCUCAUGGCUUGACGAAGGAGCUGAAAAGGUUAUCAUACCACUUUCCUGGGCGGCCGAACUAGUCGCGGUACUUCCGGCAGAGCGCCUGCUCUUAUUGCUCGACGUUAACAACGCAAGUGCCGUUUCAAGCAAGAUUCGGUCGGGGGUAUCCGGCGUCGUGCUGAAGACGCCUGUCAUAGACGUGGAUAUCGUCUCGUCUGUAUCACAAUUCUUUGCAGGCUCGUCCAUAUUUGUCUAUCCAUCCCAGCUGUCUCCUUCUCGAGCCGCAAUUCGCCAAGUUCAUGCUGCCGGCGCCACCCUCGUCAUUCCUUCCUCCCAGAUCACCUUGAAGCCUUCUACCAGCAGCACCAUCAACAUUGCAGAUGCGUUCCUCGCGGUCGUAAGCUCAGAUCGACCUGAUGGACUUUUCCCAACCGUGGUCUCUGCAGUGAACCAGGGCGGGCGAUCGCUCGGCUUGGUCUACUCAUCCGCGGAAUCCGUUAAGGAGAGUAUCAUCACAGGGAAGGGGGUGUACCAAUCAAGGAAGCAUGGCUUGUGGAGGAAAGGCGAGACCUCGGGAGAUACCCAAGAAGUCGUCAGCAUUCGCCUUGACUGCGACGCAGAUAGCCUCGAAAUCAGCGUCAUUCAGCAUGGCGCCGGCUUCUGCCAUCUGCACCGCGCAUCAUGCUUCGGCGAACUUGGAGGGUUAGCCGCCCUCGAGAAGACUCUGCAGUCGCGCUUGGAGUCCGCGCCCGAAGGGUCAUACACCCGACAACUCUUCAACGACUCCGAUUUGCUGCGCUCAAAAAUAAUGGAAGAAGCGGGCGAGCUCUGCGCCGCCGAAACUCGCGAGGAGGUUGCCUUCGAAGCCGCGGACCUCUUCUACUUUGCCCUCACCCGAUGUGCCGCCGCAGGCGUUACGAUCGCCGAUAUCGAAGCUUCGCUUGACAAAAAAGCGAAGAAAGUCACCCGGCGACCCGGGAACGCCAAACCGCAGUGGAUUAAGCCAAAAGUAGCAGCGCCUCCUGCAGCGCAAUCUCAAUUCCCACUGGAUCCUGAUGCGCCUAUCCGUAUGCGCACAUACGAUCUUGCUACCGUUGGAGCGUCGGACCGCGCGCAGCUGCUCAGAAGGCCGGUGCUCAAAUCCGACGAGAUGAUUGCGAAAGUCAAACCUAUUGUCGAUGACGUUCGCAAGCGCGGGGAUGCCGCGCUCCUCGAGCUCACCGCCAAAUUCGACAAGGCCCAGCUCGACUCUACGGUAGUCUUUCCUCCCUAUGCUCCGGAGACCAUGGAGCUCGAGACGUUGGUGCGCGAGGCCAUCGACCAGGCCUACGCCAACAUCUAUAAAUUCCACGCAGCCCAAGCGAAGGAUGCAACUCUGGUCGUCGAGACCAUGCCGGGCGUCGUUUGCUCGCGGUUUGCGCGGCCAAUCUCGCGGGUCGGGUUGUAUGUUCCGGGUGGCACGGCGAUAUUGCCGUCAACCGCACUCAUGCUGGGCAUACCUGCACAGGUAGCUGGCUGCAAUGAGAUUGUCCUUGCGACUCCUCCUCGACCAGACGGGAGCAUCAGUCCGGAGGUUAUGUAUGUUGCAAAGCUUGUGGGUGCAUCGGCCAUCUUGAAGGCGGGCGGAGCACAAGCCGUCGCUGCCAUGGCAUAUGGUACCGAUACCGUGCCGAAGGUCGACAAGAUCUUUGGGCCAGGCAAUCAAUGGGUCACCGCUGCAAAGAUGCUCGUGCAGAACGAUACAGACGCGUUGGUAUCGAUUGAUAUGCCUGCCGGGCCGUCCGAAGUUUUGGUUAUCUCAGAUCAUACGGGAAAUCCCGCCUUCGUUGCCGCAGACUUACUUUCGCAAGCAGAACACGGCGUCGACUCUCAGGUAGUGCUCGUCGCGGUCAGCUUAUCCGACGAGCAAGUUGCGAAGAUCGAAGACGAAGUGGACAAGCAAGCGCGAGCUCUCCCGCGCGUCGACAUCAUGCGUGUGUCGGUAGCGAAGAGCAUCAUCGUCAAGGUAUCGACGGUGGAGGAAGCCAUCGCCUUCUCUAAUGAUUACGCGCCGGAACAUUUGAUCCUGCACUUGGAGAACGCCAGCGCCGCGGUCUCUUCUGUCCAGAACGCUGGCAGUGUCUUCGUGGGACCGUAUUCUCCAGAGAGCUGUGGCGAUUAUGCUUCGGGCACGAACCAUACGCUCCCCACCAACGGUUACGCGCGUCAAUUUAGCGGAGUGAACACGCUCUCCUUCCAAAAGCACAUUACUUCGCAAGAGGUGACGGCAGACGGUCUCAAGAAGCUGGGACCCGUGGUGGCGACGCUUGCAGAUUGCGAAGGUCUCGGCGCUCACGCCAAUGCCAUCCGCAUACGGAUGGCAACCCUCUGAUGUAGUGAAUAUAGUAUGUACGAUGAUUAAAGCAGGAUAUGAAUAUGGAUCCCAUGCCCCACUACAGCAAAGGAAGAUCUAUAACCUCUAUGUCAUCUCAUCCGCUGCGGUAUAACGCCCGCUUGGCCACCUUGACGAUGAGCGGGGUGUCGGGGAACGCAAGUGCUUCCAGGCCCGCCGCGUACGGUGUGGGCACAUCAGCACCAGUGACACGCUCGACCGGCGCAUCAAGGUAAUCGAACGCCUCACUCUCCACGAUCUGCGCGCAGAUCUCACUGCCAACACCGAACGCGGGGAAACCACCCUCGACGAUCAGCAGCCUGUUCGUCUUCUUCACCGACGCCUUGAUAGUGUCGAUGUCAAGAGGGCGGAUGCUGCGCAGAUUGAUGACUUCGGCCUUGAUGCCCUCCUUCGCAAGGAUCUCCGCCGCCUCGAGGGAAUGAGUGACCAUUUUGCUGUGCGCAACGAUAGUGACGUCGCUACCCUCCUUCUCCACUUUGGCUUUGCCAAUGGGGAGGAGGAACUCGUCCGACAUUGCCUCUUGUGACAUCGGGAAUGAGACACCGUACAGCAUCUCGUUCUCGAGGAACACGACGGGGUUAGGGUCCCGGAUAGCGGUCUUCAGGAGACCCUUGCAAUCUUCCGCACUCCAGGGACUGACGACCUUCAGACCAGGAAUCUGACCGUACCAAGAAGCGUAGUCCUGAGAGUGCUGCGCAGCGACACCAGCGGCGGCACCGUUAGGACCACGGAACACAACGGGGCACGGAACAUUUCCACCGGACAUAUAGUAGGUCUUGCCGGCCGAGUUGACAAUCUGGUCGAUGGCCUGCAUGGCAAAGUUGAAGGUCAUGAACUCGCAAAUCGGCCGUAAACCAGCUAAUGCAGCUCCAGUGGCAACACCCGCGAAACCCAUCUCCGUAAUCGGAGUAUCGACCACGCGCUUCUCGCCGAACUUGUCAAGAAGUCCUUUGGUAACCUUGUAGGCACCGUUGUAGCGCGCUACUUCUUCACCCAUGAUGAAGACCGUCUCGUCGCGCAACAUCUCCUCCUCCAUCGCGGCAUUGAGCGCGUCACGGACGGUCAUCGAGUGCUGUUCGGUGGCAUAGCCGCGGCGGAACGCGACCCUGCGCGCCGCCGUCGCCGACGGACCUGCGCGCUUGUUGAUGAGAGCCGGAGCAAAGCGAGAGAACGCGGCGCGGGCGGACAUAGCUUUUGGAGGGAAGAAGGGGGGAGGGAGGAGGGAUCGGUGAGGACGAACAGUGCUGGCGCCUCGGGAGGAGUCGAAAUUUGGGACGCUCCGGCGCUUGCCGACCGACGCUGCCUCAUCCCCAUCGUAUUAUCGAGCGCGUCCGCGUCGGACUCACUGCUGCCGUCGACCAUUUGCUGCCAUGUCCAAGCCAGUCAUAGUUGUCACUGGCGCAUCCAAAGGGAUCGGCCUUUGCGUCGCGAAGCUCCUUCUCGAGGAAUUUGGCGCGAUAGUAGUCGCGAUUUCCCGGACCCGAAGUCCUGAACUCGUCAAAUUGCUUGAGACGCACAGGGCGACGCUGUUGACCGUCGAGUGCAGUGUUUCUGAUGAAGCAGGACUCACCGAGGCAAUCACUCUCGCUCAACGCACCUACGGGCGUAUCGACGGCCUCAUCCUGAAUGCCGGCGUGCUUGACCCCCUUGGCCCAAUUCACUCCCAUCCCUUGGAUGCUUGGAAAACGCACUUCGAUGUCAACUUCUUCUCACUGAUCACCGCUCUGAAGGCGUCCCUUCCUAUCCUGCGCAAAAAUUCUGGCAAGGUUGUGUUCGUAAGUUCAGGAGCAGCUACAGGAGGCAUCGCGGGCUGGGGCGCAUACAAUGCUAGCAAGGCAGCAAUGAACAGUCUUUGCAGGACGCUGGCUAACGAGGAGCCUGAAAUCACAUGCGUCGCUCUUCGGCCAGGGAUGGUUGAUACCGGGAUGCAAGCCCAUCUUCGCGAGAACGGACCCAAGACUAUGGCCGAGGGGGACAUGAAGCGUUUCAUCGACGCGUACGCCGAUGGCUCUCUGGUGAAGCCUGAAGAUUGCGGUUAUGUUAUCGCUGCCCUUGCUAUCAAAGCACACAAGUCUCUCAGCGGCCAAUUCGUUUCUUGGAACGAGGAAGCUUGUGCAGACUACAGGCGGCCCGGCCAUUCGUCAUAAUCACCUUAAUCACGCAAAUCGACUCGUAUGUGCAGUCCGUGGGCAUGCCGAAGGUCGAUUGUUCAGGUGAUUUACUUGCCAUCUGAAGCACUCGCGGAGUUCGGGCGUGAAGGCCGUCGCAGAAAUUAGGUGCUUAGAGCUGCCAUGGGGCUUGAUCCAUCCCACGAGGAAGACAAUCUGUCGUACCUACAGAUGAUGCAAUGAACAACUUCAGUCAAUUUACAUGCUUCAUCCAUGUCCAGUUCGAUGGGGCAAUCAGAUCGUUCCACCAGAAUAUACACGUGCUAGUACAAAGGCCCGAAGGACAACUGUCUGCAU
This is a messenger RNA of Punctularia strigosozonata HHB-11173 SS5, 5009 nucleotides long. Its product is annotated as histidine biosynthesis trifunctional-protein. The transcript has 14 exons. Gene Ontology annotation, biological process: L-histidine biosynthetic process. Gene Ontology annotation, molecular function: histidinol dehydrogenase activity; NAD binding; phosphoribosyl-AMP cyclohydrolase activity. Bases 1 to 2523 code for a protein of 840 amino acids. Gene Ontology annotation, cellular component: cytoplasm. NCBI's taxonomy places the organism in Eukaryota, Fungi, Basidiomycota, Agaricomycetes, Corticiales, Punctulariaceae. The record is from RefSeq and is a predicted model, not a curated record.